Molecule: messenger RNA, 3837 nt
Organism: Wyeomyia smithii (pitcher-plant mosquito)
Lineage: Eukaryota; Metazoa; Arthropoda; Insecta; Diptera; Culicidae
Product: biorientation of chromosomes in cell division protein 1-like 1
Exons: 6
Coding region: 227-3673 (1148 amino acids)
Source: RefSeq, a predicted model, not a curated record
CGAAAACCAAAACGAACAAGGAAAACACGGAAAGCAUUAGCAACGAUUUGUCAACGUUUUCAUUUUCGGCUGACUGCAUCGCAGCAAAAAUCAAAACAUUAAAAACGCGUUUGUUGUGAAAUUUGUUGGUUUCAUAUAUUUCAAGAAAAGAGUACGGUGCGAAGAGCUAAACUUUGUAUGGUGCACAGUGCUGGAGGCAAUAAAAUAACACGCAAAUCCAGUCAAAAUGGAAAAACUUGCCGAUGAUCCCAGCUUCAUCGAUGCGAUUGUGCAUGAAGUGAAGUCUCAGGGUCUAUUUGACCAGUUCCGUAAGGAAUGCCUGGCGGAUGUUGACACCAAGCCGGCCUAUCAGAAUCUACGACAACGGGUGGAGACUUCGGUUGGAAAAUUUUUAUCUCAACAAAACUGGACCGACAAUAUUCGGCACAAAAAUCAGCUGCGGGAGAAACUGCGCAAAAAUAUCAUAGACUCCGGUUUCCUAGAGACAGGUGUAGAACGCAUUGUAGAUCAAGUGGUCAAUCCAAAAAUAUCGACUGUGUUUCAUCCCAAAGUAGAGGAGAUUGUUUACAACUACUUGGGUAUUGAAAAACCAAAACCGACAAUUAAUGGGACUGGAUUGGAUGUGCAGACUAAUUUUCUUCCCGAAGACCUCGAGGCAGUCAGUCCAGAUUCGGAUAAAAAAUCCUCCAGCACAUCGUCGGACAUGCAGAUCACGAUGGAGCAACCCACAAUCGAACCCGAGCUUAAUGAGUCCAAAGAGAUUGUUGAUGAUUUCGAGUCACCUGCGUUCGAGCCGCUCCAAGUGCGUCCACCCAGUCAAACGAAACAAGAAAGCAGUGAUUCAAAUAAUACUGCUAUAAGUGGGUUGACUUCACAGGAAUCUGUAGAUGAUGACAAUCCUAUACCGGUGGUAAACGAAGCGGUUACUCCGCAUUCAGCAGAGAACGUAAGCAGCAUUACAACCGGUCCAGAGGCAUCAAAUCUCGACGGAGAGGCUACGGUUGCUACGACCAGCCCUGAAGUAGGAGCCACGGACUCACAGUUGUCGCAAGUCUCUAGCAACAGUCGUCUUUCAAUCAUUACAAACUCUGAGGGUAAUUUACAUCAGCCAGAGUCGGUCCCAAAUCUGCGGCUUGACAUUACGGAGGAGGCACAAAUGCCAAAAUUCAACGAUAACUCCAACGGAGAAGAGGGUGAAAUUAUGGAUAGUGAUGACAGUGAGGCAGGCGAUCAGCAGCUCGAGCCACAGAAAUCGAAUUUUGAUUUGCAUAAGGAGUCUUACGAGUUCAAAGGAACCGAGCGAAACAGCAGGAUUGUCGAGAACGAGAAGGAGGAGCCUGUCGAAAAUGAAACAGUGUUGGUGCAGGAAAGUAACGCUGACAAUUGUGAAAUUGAUGAUGAAAAAGAUAAGAAUUUGAGCUUGUCCAGCGAACAACCUAAACAAUCUCCGUUGGGUUCGAACAAAUCUGACGACGAUUCAUCACAAUCCGAACGAUCACUCAGGAUAUGUGAGGAUUCUACGAUGGAGCCGAAAGUGAUGGAUACGGGCAGUCAACUCGAUAACUGUGAUUCAGCGAAAACGCCACUGAAUGACGAAUAUAGUACAGAAUCAGCUCCGGAUGUGGAAAAGAUGGAUGGUUCACAAGUGGAGGUCGUCACGUUAGCCGCCGUGCAGCAACACGCCGAUGGAGAAAAGGUUUCUGAUCGGCGUCAUGUAUCUCGGAGUCACCAUCACAAUAAUCGUCACGAGCGUAAGCAUGCAUCUUCUUCAUCUCAGCGGCACCGAACCGGCUCUUCGUCGCGCGAUCGUCGAUCCCAUAGUUCGUCCAAGCACGGCAGCAGCACAAGUGGUAGCGGCAGUCGAAAGUCGGAUCAUCGCGAUCGGAAAAGUGAAAAUGGCAACAGUCAUUCAAACGGUGGGCAUUCGAAACGAAAUUAUGAUAAGAAAAAAGUAAGCGACGAUCACUACAGUUCCCAUGAUAAAUCCUCCAAGAAACGACGCUCUACCGAUCGUGAUUCCAAUGACGGUGCUGGUAAUGGAAAACCUGCAGAAACAGGGAACGAGUCAUGCAUCUAUGGUGGUUCCACCGGAAACAAUGAAUCGGCAAAACAAUCCCCUGAAUCACAACGACGGAGCGGAGGAUCACGGGAAAAAACUUCUAAACUAAACGAUUCGAUAGAGUCUAGUUUCGAAGGAUUUGAGGAAGAACAAAUGGUGGGCAAUCGCAAGUAUUUGCCGAAAACCGUGAAUAAACCUUCCAAAACAGGGAACAAACAAUUAAGUGGUGUUCCGAAGGGUCCGAAAAAAACAAAACGUAAUGAUAAAAGCUCGAAAGAUACGGCAAGCAAGCCGGAUUUAAGUAAUAUGGAUGUUUUUUCAUUUUCUUUUGAAAAGCCAUCCCAACCGGGUAAACCGGACGAGCAAGCCAACGAUGAAAACCUACCGUCUGCUGUGUCAACCGUUGAUCCUGGAUUUGUUACGGAUGAAGACAGAGUGUUAAGGGAAGAUAAUACUGACGUACCCGGCGUUGAAUCACUGCAACAGCUGGCCGAGGGAAUCAUAAUUUUGGAGCCUACAGAAAUCGAGAAUCUUGGAACAGGCAGCGAUGAAGUGCAACAGCUUUCGCAUAAUAACAUUGCUCAGCCUGAGUCGGCGAAUCUGGUCACCCCUACAGUUCUACCGGUGGUAAUCGAUCAGCUCUUGUCCAACGGAGAUAACAUGGAUCUAGAGCUCAUAAUAGCUGAAAAACAAUUUCGUGGCGAUGAAUCUAUGCUAAGCCAAAUUCAGCACGGUUUAAAGAUUAUGAAAAACAAAACAAAAAAACCUAAAAUUGCUUCCAACUUUAUCGAGGCACGCAGGCUCAUGAAAGUUCGUAAGCAAAUCGAGCGCGAAGAGAGGAAAAACCGUGAACAAGCAUUGGACUUAGUGAAGAAAUUGAUCAAUCAUAAUGGAAGCGCUAGUGAUAAUGAUCAAGGAAUUAAACUGGAUAUCGUAUGCCAAAGCAGCACUGUGCCAUCUCUCUCGCCGCCAAUUGUUGAAACGGACCCUGAAGAAGAUUUGCUAUACUUCCCCGAAGCAAAGGAAGUUUUUGCAACAAACCUCAAGCUGUUGGAAUAUUUGCAACAAGAAGAAAGGCUUGUAACACUUGAUACUGAAACGGAAAUAGACAGCACAAUACACGUCACAGCUUCUGCUCCGCCUUACGUCAGUUCAUCCAAAACGAAUGCUUCCGAGAGUUCGACUACCGUUGGACAGCAAAUGGAAUCGAUAAGCUUCUUGGAUGCCAACCGGAAAGCCACGAAACGGAAGCACUCAAAUUCAUCUUCGAGUGGUGACCACAAAAUAUUCAACGAUUCUGCAGCUAGUAUGGAUUUAACAGUAAACGACGCUUCGAAAAGACCGCGUGUUCCGAAUUCGCGCAUCGGUAAAGCCAGACGGGUGGGCUUAUCGAAGCCAAAAAAUCACAGCCAGAUGCCUAACAGUAUCAGUACUGAGCUCAGCGUUGUGAUUUCCGAAGCGACCCCCACAACUGAAAGAGCAUCUCCCUCGGCGAACAACAAUAACAAUGGUUCCAUAAAAGGUCAGCGUUAUUCCAGUGAUGACUUGUACAAACCACGUCCCGCAAACGGACUCCGAAAUCGGUCGCGCACUCGUGCCGGCGAGGUGCAAUAAAAGUAAGGUUGAACCACUCUUCAAAUUUUUGUACUAAUUCUAGUUCUGUAACAUAAACUCAGAUUACGAUUACGGUUGAUAGUUGGAAAACAAUGAAAUUUUCCAUGUUCUUGUAGUUUUAAAUUUGUCAAUAAGUAAUAAAAUAGGUCUAUGAAACUACAGAA